UUUUUAAUUAAUAUUUUUUAAAUCGAAUGGCAAAAGCAGCAAAAGACACAAGACCAAUUGCAGAUUAAGCUACUUCAGAGGCAGCAUGUACAUAUGCCGCUCUCAUCUUGUAUGAAGAUAAUCAAGAUGUACAUGAAUCUAUCUAAAUCAGAUUGAUGCUACUAAAUUAGCUAAGAUCGUUAAAGCAGCUAAUUUGAGAGUUGAACCAAUUUGGACAAAGGUUUUUGAAAAGGCAUUAAAAGGGAAAAAAAUUGGAGAUUUAUUACAUGGAAGUAGCGGAAAUGCGGGAAGUGCACCAGUAACAUAAACUACAGCUACACCUGUUGCAGCAGAAGCUAAGAAGUCUGAACCUGUAAAAGAAGUUAAAAAAGUUGAAGAACCAGAAGAAGAUGUUGAUAUGGGUGGCUUAUUUGAUUGAAAUUAAUAAAAAAUCGUAC
Messenger RNA from Paramecium sonneborni, 437 nucleotides. The record is from the annotation of a GenBank genome assembly. Lineage: Eukaryota; Ciliophora; Oligohymenophorea; Peniculida; Parameciidae.